Molecule: messenger RNA, 1344 nt
Organism: Zingiber officinale
Lineage: Eukaryota; Viridiplantae; Streptophyta; Magnoliopsida; Zingiberales; Zingiberaceae
Exons: 3
Coding region: 1-1344 (447 amino acids)
Source: RefSeq, a predicted model, not a curated record
AUGAACAUCGGCGAUAUGGAAAAAAGUUGGAUUGAUUCAAAGAAUAGGAAUUCAGAAGAAUAUAGAAGAAAAGUUGAUGAAUUUUUAGAGUUAGCUUACAAAGACAAGACUGAAGAUAGCAGAAUUUAUUGUCCAUGUUGUGAUUGCAAGAAUCGUUAUUUUGUCUCUAAGUUAGAUGCUAGGAUGCAUAUUAUUGUUAGAGGCUUUUACAAUAAAUAUAGAGUUUGGGUUUACCAUGGGGAAACUUACAGUUCUCAACAAACAACCUUGUCUUCUGGAGGUACAAGUGAUAUGAAUACAAAUGAUAAUAUGUUUAGAAUGGUUCAAGAUGUUUUUGGUGCCAACAAUAGCCAUGAUUUUGGAUUAGAAGAUGAUUUAGUUGGGAUGGAUGAAAAAACCAGGCGAUAUAUGAAAUUAUUGCAAGAAGCUGAGUGUGAAUUGUAUGAAGAUUGUAAAAAUUUCAUAAAACUGGCAUUCAUUGUUCAUCUCCUACAACUAAAAGUUCUAGGUAGUUGGCCUGAUAAUUCCUUCACUCUUUUACUUCAAUUGUUGGUAAAAGCCUUUCCUCAUGCAAAGUUACCUUCAUCCUUUUAUGAAGCCAAAAAAAUAACUGAAGAUCUUGGCUUCACAUACCACACUUGGGAUGUUUGCCCAAAUGACUGUAUGAUAUUUCGUGGUGAAGAUAGUAAACUUAAAGAAUGUGAAGUAUGUGAAUCACCUCGAUACAAGCCUGGGGAAAGAACUGAUGAUGGUGUCCUGAGACACCCUGCUGAUUCUCAAGUUUGGAAGUCUUUUGAUAACAAAUAUUCAUCUUUUGCUAGUGAUUGUCGUAAUAUUAGACUUGGAUUAGCUACGGAUGGAUUCAAUCCUUUUAGAACAAUGAACAUAUCUCAUAGUACGUGGCCUGUUAUGCUUAUUCCAUACAAUUUACCCCCAUGGCUAUGCAUGAAACAAUCAAAUAUCAUAUUAUCUGUGCUUGUUGAUGGGCCUAAAGCACCUGGAAACAGAAUAGAUGUGUACUUACAGCCACUCAUUGAAGAAUUAGUAGAACUAUGGAAUGAUGGUAUAUGUACUUAUGAUGCUUCAAGUAAGCAAAUGUUUAAUCUUCGUGCAGCUUUAUUAUGGGCAAUCAGUGAUUUUCCGGCUUAUGGAAAUUUAUCUGGGUGGAGUACAAAAGGGAGAUUUCGAAAGCUGAGAGCAUCCUUUGAUGGAACACGAGAAUAUGGAAACAAGCCAAGAAGGCUUUCAGGGUAUGAAAUGUAUGAAGAAGUGAGAGAAGUUUUAACAGAUUAUAAGAAAGAUGACAUUAAAAAGGCACAACGGGGAGUUUCAUUUACCAAGUGA